AUGCAUCUGCCAGACACGACGCUGGCCCGUGCCGUGUGUUCGUAUCGCAGACCGGGUCAAUCAUGCACAUUCCCUUUUGAUGCAUCGAGAACGCCGGCAGAAAGAGAGACCUCUAUUGAUCCGAAAUCCGAGAACCGAAGUUGGUAUGGCAGGUAUCAAAUCACUCAUCGUCGAGACUGCCGAGCGCAGCUCGGCUUCAAAAGCCGUCUAGCUCCUUUUCGGUGUGGAGGCAAAGCGACUUUUUUUGGAUCUAAGCGAGCUUUGCCAAAUCGCAAAUUCUGGCAUGUUGACCCUUACAAAAUCUUGCCAACAAAUUCCCGGGAAUGUAAUCAAGAUUGA
This is a messenger RNA of Pseudozyma hubeiensis SY62, 339 nucleotides long. RefSeq lists its product as hypothetical. Lineage: Eukaryota; Fungi; Basidiomycota; Ustilaginomycetes; Ustilaginales; Ustilaginaceae. The transcript is spliced from 2 exons. The record is from RefSeq and is a predicted model, not a curated record. Bases 1 to 339 code for a protein of 112 amino acids.